Messenger RNA from Rhododendron vialii, 708 nucleotides. RefSeq lists its product as uncharacterized. Bases 30 to 557 code for a protein of 175 amino acids. NCBI's taxonomy places the organism in Eukaryota, Viridiplantae, Streptophyta, Magnoliopsida, Ericales, Ericaceae. The record is from RefSeq and is a predicted model, not a curated record. The transcript is spliced from 2 exons.
CCGGUGCUAUUUUAAAAUGGCAAAGUCUGAUGUCCUCCAUUUCUUUCUACUCAAGCUUUUGCCAUUCUGGUAAUUGUAAUGGUGCUAUUAUUGGAAAGGCAACAAAAAGGAUUUCAUCUGCAGAAUGGCAUGCUUUGGUCUCGGCCAAUCUCGGGUUGCUUCUGGGCCUCAUCCAGAUAUAUCAAAAUCGAAAAGUUUCUCUAUUUGAAACUCGCCCCGCCACCAUGGCCAUUUCCCUCGCGGCACUAUGCAUCUCUGUCUUUGCACCAGCAGCUCUGCUCAAAUCCAAAGCAAUGAAAGUGGAGGAGGAGGAGCAACAAACCACUGGGCAUUUUUUCUACUGCUGUCGAAUCCGUGACAUGCAUUUCCUGAUCUCAGGUGUUGUUACCCUGUCAUGCCUUAUAUCUGUCUUCGUCGCAGAUGGGCUCGUUUGGAUUGUGUUAGUCUCAUGUGCUUGUAUCGUCUCUGCUCUACUCGUGGCUUGGUGUUUCUUGUGUCUACCCAUUUUCGGAAGAACCAAAUCCGAUCGUGGUGAAUUGGGGCCCAGAAGGGUGUAAUUCUCCGUCUUGCAGCAUUUGUCACAUUUCCACUAUCCCUGAUCCUUAUACAAACAUAUAUGAACCAAGAUAAAAUAUUAGAAAGAGUUGUAUUAUGGUCGAAUACUAGGUCUAUAGCUUAAAUAAGUGUACGACUUUCCUUUUUAAUCAU